AUGAUCCGCCUGUUCGCGAAGAUCUCCCUGAACAGGGUGAGGAUGAUGUGCCUCUGCUGCCGCGAGAACAUGAGAUAUGCAAAGCUGAGCGCAGUGAACUGUGGACUUUGUUCCAAGAGCUGCACCGUCCAUAGAAGGAAGGGGUGUUGGAAUGAGAUCAUGGAGUGGAGGCACAGUGCCGUUAGAUUGCGCCUACUGGAGAGAGCUGGGGAUACUGGGCCUAUCGGCGGACAACGACCUUCCACCAUGGGCCGGACAAUUCUUCUACGCGAGACUCUACCGGAAGCAAAUUUCCUUCAGCUCUUGCUCGGAACACUCAAUAAAUUCCGUGCAAUGCGGCUGGGACGGACUGCUGAUCGUUGA
This is a messenger RNA of Cyclocybe aegerita, 363 nucleotides long. NCBI's taxonomy places the organism in Eukaryota, Fungi, Basidiomycota, Agaricomycetes, Agaricales, Hemipholiotaceae. The record is from the annotation of a GenBank genome assembly.